AUGCCGCCGCCAGCCUGCGCACCGCUGGUCCAGUUUGGAGAAAGGUCUCUCGAAUUCACACCUAUUUCGUGUUCUCUGAAGCGCGUUGCUGACAAGUGUACGCACAGACUAUUCUUCACGACAUUUCCGGGCAUCGCGCCCAACCAACAGGCGUUGAACGCGUCCAUCAAUGGUCCCCAGGACAAUCCUCCGCUGCGGCGUUCGGUGAUGGCGACAAAUGACACGGCCCCGCCAAAGUAUUACUACUUUACCAUUGACCACUCGCUCAACUACGAAUCGUUUUACGAGGACUGGGGACCUCUUAACAUUGCAAAUGUAUUUAGGACACUGAUUCUCAUCCAUGAGCUCCUUCAGGACAAGGAGACUGCUGGCCACAGGCUUGUCAUGUACUCGUCGAGCGAUCCAAGAAGAAAGGCCAACGCUGCCCUCUUGAUGGCGCUCUUCGUCAUGAUCGUCCUUCGUCGUCCUCCAUGGGAGGCCUUUCAACCAAUCGCAGAGAUGGAGUUUAUGCCAUUUAGAGAUGCGGGAAGAGCCAAACCAGACUUUGACCUGACGAUCCAGGACUGUCUAUGGGGUUUCUGGAAAGCCCUGCAGAACGGUCUGACGGAUAUGAACCAGUUCUCAGUGGAGGAAUAUGAAUACUACGAAAAGGUGGAGAACGGGGAUUGGAACUGGAUAACGCCCGGUUUCAUCGCCUUUGCGUCUCCUGUAGAGACGAAUUGGAUAAAGAAGCAGAACGGCGAGAGAGUUAACAACUCCGCUUUGGAAAGGCGGCUCCCUACGGCGUUCUCAAACUGUCUCGAAUACUUCGAGAAGAAGGGCGUACAGCUCGUGAUCCGACUCAACCAUCCGCUUUACGACAAACAACACUUUAUCGAUCAUGGCAUGGAACACCUCGAACUUUAUUUCGACGACGGGACAAAUCCUUCAGAUGAUAUUGUUCGCAAGUUUAUCCAAGUCUCUGAUCCUAUCAUCUCGAAUGGAGGCGUUGUAGCUAUUCACUGCAAGGCUGGAUUGGGGCGUACUGGGACAUUGAUAGGAGCAUACCUCAUAUGGAAGUAUGGUUUUUUGGCCAACGAAGCUAUUGCUUUCAUGCGCAUCUGUCGCCCUGGAAGCGUGGUUGGUCCUCAACAGCAUUUUAUGUAUCUCAAACAGCUGGAGUGGAGCAAGUGGUCGGCAAUCGACGAAUUCAGACGCCAUGGUACUGGCACAGGCUCCACGGAUCCAAAUAUUGGUGACGAAAUGAUGGUCGAUGCAAAAGAUGGUCGCUCCACCCCUACAAGGGCAAUCGAUACCACCGUACCUCCUGUAACGCCGUCACGUCAUGUAGCGCCAACAACUGCGGCAGUCAAGACAAUAGCCAAUCCACCUCAACCACGGAAGUCGCCUCAGAAGGGAAAUACCACAGUUACUCGUGAUGAAGAGCUCGACUUGUUAGCUACUCUUCCUACUGUCAGAGAAGCGUCCCCUGAGAGACAAAUCCGGCCGCGGAAUCAGCGCUCUUUAUCUGCAAGCAAGGUCAAUAGUAAGGACGACAUGGACACAAUCACAAGUACUCGUCAACUUCGAUCACAAACGGCCGCCAACUCGUCCACACCCACAAAGUCUUCGAACAAAGGAGGCCGGAUCCCAAAACUCCAACGGUCCAAAGAUACCAACUCUACGCUCAAUACGACUGGCGCGCGGACGAGAACCACUGGACGCCCUCCACCGCCUGCGACGCCUUCUCGUUUACCAAGAGUGGUUCCCGCAAAACGGAGCUACGUGGUCAUCGAAGGCGAUAGCGGAGCAGAAUCAGGACCUGGCGGAGAUGGGGAUCAAGCCAAAGGUAACUCUGGGAAGAACAAAAUGGUUCACGACGGACAGCCAAGUCCAAGUACAGGCGUUCGUCGGAGUCCGAGGAAGAGUGGAAAGCUCAAGCUCGUGGACGAUACGCCGACCAGCAAUGAGUGGAUGAACGGAGAGGAAGCAAGCGCGGUCGUGGUCUCGAGCUCGAAAUCCGGCGAGCGGCCUCUUCUACGCAAUGUCAAACGAAGGAGAAGCAGCUUUAGCUCGGUUGAUGUGGUCGCUUGA
Molecule: messenger RNA, 2073 nt
Organism: Serendipita indica DSM 11827
Lineage: Eukaryota; Fungi; Basidiomycota; Agaricomycetes; Sebacinales; Serendipitaceae
Source: the annotation of a GenBank genome assembly